AUGGGGAGACCAACCGAAAGCAACUACCUCUCUGCUCUCAACGAGAUGCGCAGACGGAUACUUGGGGAGAAUGAGCAGCUGGAACUCUUGGGGCCUCUUUGUCAAGAUAUAUGCUCGAUUGACGACCCCGAAUAUACAGGGGUCACCGUUGCCGCCAUCAACGUUACAACCGAGAUCUUUCUGGAAUUGUUCACAAGAUAUCCUAAAGUAAUGGCUGGACUAGCACUGGUAGGCUUACCAGAAGCCAACAUUGCAGCUGAUUUGAAGACAGCUCAGGAGAGCCUCUCUAUGGAUGAUAACGAUCUCCUCAUUCUUAAGCAUGCUACCUUAUUCCGGCUUCUUCUGUAUAAAUACGCAGAGUCAAGCGCUAGUGGCAAACUAUGCAAGGCUGCUCUGUACAACAUGUUUGAGAUUUUACGCGCGGAAGCACUUAUUGAAGCACACCAGGACUCCUCUGUUGUGCUUUCUCAAACACAGCCCUGGAAGACCACAGAGGACGGGUCCAUAGGCCUCUUCCCUCUCCAAUCCUACACUCUGUUUCUCCGUUACCUUCUUAGACCAGAGGCACCCAAGACCCUUAGUGAUAGUUUUAAGCGGACUUUCUCCAACAUUCUAGACACGUAUAGCGACUUGUGCUUUUUCACAUUUUCUGCUAUAGAUGCCAUUGUGCAAGAAAUUCAAGAUCACACACCACUAGAAGAUAUUUCCAAUUCUAUCUCCACUGCUGCCAUCAUCAAUCUUUUUCAAUUAAGUUUGGAUGCCGCCAGUCACCAUAUAAAGGCAAACGCUAUCAAUUACUACAUCGAAUACCUGGCCAUCUCAGUGACAUGUAUUAAAGGGUGCACCAGGUCAGCAUCCAUACCAGGAAUCACUGGGCUUAUUGAUGUUAUUUCUAGCUCUAGCAUAAAAAUCCCACAGAGGAGACUCUCGAGAGGGAUUUUGGACCGUGUCAAUUUGCUGUUAAUACACAGGACCCCACGCGAUCGCACUGCAGAAGAUAGGAAAAAAGGAGAUAACGUGUCUAUGCGGAAACAUAACCUGUCACAGAUAAACUCUAUGCUUGCAGAGGUUCAGAGACUGGAGCGAGAGAACGUAGCCCUUCCAGAGACAGAGCAGUUUACUCCUGCCUAUGCUCUCGAAGAUGCAGAGGGACUCAGGGCCGUCUUAUUCUCUUGUUACUACGGAAUCUGCGAGCUUCUAUUCAAUAUUGCCUGCAGCAUUGUUCGACGGUCAGUUGCCGCGCCGGACUUUACGCCUGCUCACAAUGCCAUUAUAGCCAUUUUAUCUACAUCUAACCAGGUCACAAAGCAUGCUACUUCUUCUUCACAGAGUAUCUAUCUUAUAGCAACAAUGAAAAAGCUCUCUGAUCUCCAACAUAGCCUUGAAAGCGUUACUGGGUCUAAGCUUCCGGCAGGACAUUAUGCAAGGAGGUUUUCUUUGGCAUACAAGCUUUUGGUCACCGACGCCAUGUUCGAUCUCUGCACUAGCAACAGCCUUCCCCUGAAUAACUUCUUUGAGCAUCUUUUUUCCCUUCUCGUGCCAAAUGUAUUUUCUAUUCCUGGUUGCAGACAACGACUUCUACGCCUCUUAGCAAAAUGUCUACAGACUUCAUAUGUUGCUAGUGCUAUUCAGGCAUGUCUUCUAAAGCGUCUUUCCAUUCUGUCCCUUUGUGUGUCUGGCAACAUUACUUUAAGCAUAGUUAUGUUGAUCAUAGCCACACUGAAGCGACACACAAAUCUUCGCUGGUUGCUCAAGAAUCAAGGCCAAGAAGAGCCUGCAGAUGUGUCUGCUUUCCACGCUUCCCCCUUGUCACUUUCAAACUGCCUACAGCUGUGGGAGGGCACUUCAGUUCCCAGCAUAACUCUGAUUGAGCUCACGGGGCUUCGCAAUCACUAUCAUCCAUUGAUCAGAAAAUUGAUCCGCCUCCUAGAAAGCGGUUCUGCCUUCACAGCUGUGCACUCAUAUUCAAAGGCAGAUGGAGACUUUGAUGCUGUCGUGGGGCUUGACGAGAGAACGUUUAUAGAGCAGGAGCUUGCAAAGGGUAUAUCAUCGAGUGAGAUAUCUCUCUACAACGCAGAGAACUUAGUUCCAAACAUUAAGCAGCACAUUAUUGAAGGCAUGGAUGCACUAACUUCAUAUCCUGGCUUUCCCCUUGUCGAAGCCGCUGUCAGACAGGAUUGGGGUAACGAUUUAUCAGGUGUCAUGAUAAGCCUGGCUGAGCAACGAGGAAGCGGUGUUAUGAUGCACUCAAUUCUGCAAAAGGCCAAGACUGACGUGGACUUCGUAGUCAAUGACAUCCUCUCAGAUUGCUGGAUAUGGAACAGUCAGCCGUUCCCUACACAUAUAGUACCUCAAGCUAAGGAAGAAAGUGAACACUGA
Giardia duodenalis is the source of this 2379-nucleotide messenger RNA. Its product is annotated as CBF/Mak21 family protein. The coding region runs from base 1 to 2379 and encodes 792 amino acids. The record is from RefSeq and is a predicted model, not a curated record. Gene Ontology annotation, biological process: ribosome biogenesis. Gene Ontology annotation, cellular component: small-subunit processome; nucleolus; Noc4p-Nop14p complex. The transcript has a single exon. Lineage: Eukaryota; Fornicata; Diplomonadida; Hexamitidae.